This is a messenger RNA of Galeopterus variegatus (Sunda flying lemur), 5017 nucleotides long. Its product is annotated as putative Polycomb group protein ASXL3. NCBI's taxonomy places the organism in Eukaryota, Metazoa, Chordata, Mammalia, Dermoptera, Cynocephalidae. The record is from RefSeq and is a predicted model, not a curated record. The annotation marks the transcript as partial. Gene Ontology annotation, molecular function: peroxisome proliferator activated receptor binding; chromatin binding. Gene Ontology annotation, biological process: animal organ morphogenesis; positive regulation of transcription by RNA polymerase II. The transcript is spliced from 2 exons. Gene Ontology annotation, cellular component: PR-DUB complex.
UAAUUUCUUAUCUCUAAUUUUGUUCAGGUUGGGCAUGUCAAGAGAGGAAUCUGUGAAACUCACUUCUGGACCAAACAAUGAUGGAGCUGAAAGUAGUUCUUCAUGUGGAACCUCUGGCCUACCUGGUUCUUCUGCACAGACUGUCCUGGAAGAACAACAGCCAAAAAGCAUGAAAAGUCCAGCUUCUCCAGAGCCUGAUUUUUGUGCUACUCUUUGUCCUAUGGUAGAGGUCCCAGCUAAGGAUGUAAUGGCAGAAUCAGAGUCAGAGGAUAUCUUGAUCCCUGAAGAAUCUGUGAUUCAGGAAGAAAUUGCAGAAGAGGUAGAAACUAGUAUUUGUGAAUGCCAGGAUGAAAAUCAUAAGACAAUACCCGAAUUUUCUGAGGAGUCUGAAAGCCCAGCCAACUCUCAUGAAGAACCCCAAAUAGCACCUCCUGAAGAUAACUUGGAAUCCUGUGUUAUGAUGAAUGAUGUUUUAGAAACUUUGCCGCAUAUCGAAGUUAAGAUAGAAGAGAAAUCAGAACCUCCCCAGGAAGAAAUGUCAGUUGUUAUUGAUCAGUUAGAAGUCUGUGACUCUCUUCUUCCUUCCACUCCGUCUGUGACUCAUGUCAGUGACACAGAACAUAAGGAGCCAGAAACUGCAAUAGAUAACAAUACUGCAAAAAUAAAAACAGGGUCAUCUUCUCUAGAAGCCCAGUUUCCAAAUGAAGGAAUUUCUGUAGAUAUGGAGCUACAGAGCGAUCCUGAUGAACAGCUUUCUGAAAAUGCUUGCAUCUCUGAAACUUCUUUCUCUUCAGAGAGCCCAGAAGGAGCCUGUACCAGCCUGCCAUCCCCAGGAGGGGAAACCCAGUCCACGUCAGAAGAAUCAUGUGCUCCAGCCUCGCUUGAGACAACGUUUUGUUCUGAGGUGUCCAGCACUGAAAAUACAGACAAAUAUAAUCAGAGAAACCCAACUGAUGAAAACCUUCAUACGUCUCUGAUGUCAGACAUAUCUCCAAUAUCCACUUCACCUGAAAUAUCUGAAGCAUCUCUUAUGUCCAACUUACCAUUAACAUCUGAAGCAUCGCCAGUAUCCAACUUACCUUUGACAUCAGAAACAUCACCGAUGUCGGAUUUACCUUUGACAUCAGAAACUUCUUCAGUGUCUUCCAUACUUCUCACAUCUGAGACCACUUUUGUGUCCAAUUUGCCACUUCCUUCACAAACAUCUCCAAUUUCUAAUUCUUCCAUAAAUGAAAGAAUGCACCAACAAAGAAAGUCACCUUCCAUAUCUGAAGAACCACUCUCUCCACAGAAGGAUGAGCCUUCUGCCCCUGCAAAACCCCUGGGAGAGAACCUUACCUCCCAGCAGAAGAUUCUAUCCAGUGCUCCUGAACCAAUCAACACGAGUUCUUCUUCCAUUGCUCCCGAAGCCUUUCCAUCGGAAGAAUUGCAUAGUAAGACCCUGAGUCAGCAGCCUUGUAAAUCACAUGUUGAAAUGGAGAAGCCCUAUCCUGCUUCUAUUCCAGAACUCCCUUCUACUGAAAUGAUAAAAAUUAAAAAUCACAGCGUCCUGCAAAGGACAGAAAAGAAAGGAAUAUCCUCACCAUUAGAAUUAUCUGUCUUCUCUGAAGAGACAGAGAGUAGAGGAAAUGAGCUUCCAUCAGCUAAAUUACAGGACAAACAGUAUGUCUCAUCAGUAGAUAAGGCUUCAUUUUCAGAAGGCUCUAGAAAUAAAACACACAAGCAAGGGAUCACACAGAAUUGGUUGGAGACCUCACAUACUUCCAAGUUUUCAGAGCCCUCCAGGUCACCUGAUGGGAUAAGAAAUGAAAACAGAGAUUCAGAGAUAUCAAAGAGGAAAACUGCAGAGCAGCACAGUUUUGGAAUCUGUAAGGAAAAGAGAGCAAGGAUAGAAGAUGAUCAGUCAAUCCGGAACAUAUCAUCUAGCAGCUCACCUGAGAAAGAGCAGCCUCCAAGAGAGGAACCCAGAGUCCCCCCUCUCAAGAUCCAGCUUUCCAAAAUUGGGCCACCUUUCAUUAUCAAGAGCCAACCAGUGUCCAAACCAGAGUCUCGAGCAUCCACUAGCACAUCCGUCAGUGGGGGGAGGAAUACAGGAGCCAGGACCCUCGCAGAUAUCAAGGCCCGUGCCCAACAAGCCCGGGCCCAGCGGGAGGCUGCUGCAGCUGCUGCUGUAGCCGCUGCAGCAAGCAUCGUCUCUGGAGCCAUGGGGAGCCCAGGAGAGGGUGGAAAGGUGAGAACUCUAGCACACAUUAAAGAGCAGACAAAGGCUAAGCUCUUCGCAAAGCAUCAAGCCCGAGCCCACCUCUUCCAGACCUCAAAGGAGACCCGGUUGCCUCCACUCAGCUCAAAGGAAGGGCUUCCAAACUUAGAAGUCUCCUCUACCCCUGAAACAAAAAUGGAAGGUUCAACUGGUGUCAUUAUAGUCAAUCCAAACUGCAGAUCUCCUAGCAACAAGUCUGUGCACCUCCGGGAGACCACCACUGUAUUACAGCAGUCUCUUAACCCCACUAAACUUCCAGAAACUGCCACUGACUUAUCUGUGCAUAGUUCUGAUGAAAACAUAGCAGUGUCACAUUUAUCUGAGAAAAUUGUUUCAUCUACCUCUUCUGAAAAUAGCAGUGUGCCCAUGCUUUUUAAUAAAAAUUCUGUCCCUGUGUCUGUUUGCAGCACUGCUAUAUCAGGAGCAAUUAAAGAACAUCCCUUUGUGAGUUCUGUUGAUAAAUCCUCUGUUCUAAUGUCUGUUGACAGUGCAAACACUACAACUUCUGCUUGUGAUAUAAGCAUGUUAAAAACUAUCCAGGGAACUGACACUCCAUGCAUAGCCAUUAUACCAAAAUGUAUUGAAAGCACUGCUCUUCCGGCCACUACAGAGGGCUCUGGCAUAUCGAGCUCCAUGAAUGAUAAGCAGUUGUUAAUAUCAAACAGCAAUGCCAGUAACUUAGUCACCAGUCAGUACACUUCUGUGCCAACUCCCUCCAUUGGAAGUAAUUUGCCAAACCAUCUCUCCACUAGCUCUGUCUUGAUUCCCCCAAAGGGCAUUAGCAACAGAUUUCAUUCUGAGAAGAUAGCCAUGCCUGGGAGUGAAGAACAGGCCACCAUAUCCAUGGGUACCACUGUGAGAGCAGCCCUCAGCUGCAGUGAUUCAGUAGCAGUCACAGACUCUCUGGUGGCACGCCCACCCGUCGCAAUGUUUACUGGAAACAUGCUAACAAUAAACUCUUAUGACAGUCCUCCCAAGUUAAGUGCCGAAAGCUUGGACAAAAAUUCAGGGCCUCGAAACAGGGCAGACAGUUCUGGGAAACCUCAGCAGCCACCCGGGGGCUUUGCCCCAACAGCCAUAAACAGAUCUAUUCCGUGCAAAGUCAUUGUUGACCACAGCACCACGUUGACCUCCAGUUUGUCUUUGACUGUCUCCAUUGAAAGUGCAGAAGCCAGCGGGGACCUCCAGAACAGGGCAGCAAAGACUGAGGCCUGCAUACAGCCUACGGCGUGUCCUCAGGUAUCUGUUAUCAGCAGGCCUGAGCCAGUUGCAACUGAAGGCGGAGAUCAUGGUUCUAGUCUCACUGGGGCUUCUGCAGUAAACCAAGACUGUAAAACAUUGAAGGCCACCUGCACAGGUCUUCGGGAAUUAUCCCUUGUGGUUCCAGAUAAGUUAAAUGAGGCGACUGCUCCUAGUCAUAGCUUUGCUGAGCAGGCACGUGGCCCAACUACUUUUAAAAGUGAAGCAGACACAACCUGUAGCAAUCAGUAUAACCCAGGUAACCGGAUUUGCUGGAAUGAUGAUGUGAUGAGGAGCACAGGACAACCUUUGGUUAGUCACUCGGGUUCAAGUAAACAGAAGGAAUACAUAGAGCAGAGCUGUCCAAAGGCUAUCAAAACUGAACACGCCAGCUACUUGAACAUGUCAGAACUUCACUCUAGGAAUCUCAUAACAAAUGUCACUCUUCCUGUGAAAUCUGAACUUCACGAAGUGGACAAGGGCUUUAGAAUGGACACAGAGGGCUUCCCUGGUCCUGAGCUGCCUCCUCCGGCUUCAGAGGUAGCCUCUAGUACACAACAAACACAGAACGUGAAAGCUUCCACCAUGAGUCCCAUGGAAGAGGUUGUUUCCUUGGCUACGGACACCCUGAAAAGAGUUCCCAGUGCAGCAAGCUCGAGCUGUCGUCUGUCAUCUGUGGAGGCUAACAAUCCACUAGUGACACAGUUACUACAGGGCAACCUGCCUUUGGAGAAAGUGUUGCCACAGCCCAGGUUGGGAGCCAAGCUCGAAAUCAACAGGCUUCCUUUGCCUCUUCAAACUACCUCAGCGGGUAAAACAGCAGCAGAGAGGAACGUCGUUGAAAUGCCGUCCAGCUCUCCAAAUCCAGAUGGUCGGGGCUACUUGGCUGGGACCAUUGUACCACUGCAAAUGAGGAAGCGAGAAAACCACCCCAAAAAGAGAGUUGCCAGGACUGUGGGGGAACACACCCAAGUGAAAUGUGAACCAGGGAAAUUGUUGGUGGACCCAGAUAUUAAAGGGGUGCCUUGUGUCAUCAAUGCCAGCAUGGCUCAGCUAGGACACAGCCAGCCAUUUAAGCAAGAAUGGCUGAACAAGCACUCCAUGCAGAACAGAAUUGUUCACAGCCCUGAGGUCAAACAGCAGAAGCGGCUGCUCCCCUCAUGCAGCUUCCAGCAGAACCUGUUCCAUGUCGACAAGAACGGUGGCUUCCACCCUGAUGCUGGUACGUCCCACAGACAGCAGUUUUACCAAAUGCCUGUGGCUGCCAGGGGCCCCAUUCCUACUGCAGCUCUAUUGCAGGCCCCUUCCAAGACCCCAGUGGGUUGUAGUGCAUUUACCUUCAAUAGGCAUCUGGAACAAAAGGGAUUGGGAGAGGUCAGCCUUUCUCCAGCACCUCACCAACUAAGGUUGGCCAACAUGUUAUCCCCCAGUAUGCCGAUGAAAGAAGGUGACGAGGUGGGAGGUACUGCCCACGCAAUGCCAAACAAAGCGUUAGUGCAUCCGCCACCACCUCCCCCU